AUGACUGUCCCUGACGAAAGCCUCUCCAUCUACCCCUGGGAAGCCAGGGCGAUCAAGAAGCGUCAACAGCGUAACGAGGCUAUUCCAGAGGAAUGGAGGCUCCGUCAAAAUCUCCUGGGUAGCCUCAAAACACCGUUGGAGAGAUCCAAAAAUAAUCUCAUGGAGCUCAAUUUGGUCCGCCAAUCUGGAAUUUUGACCGACAAGGAGCUGCAGAUUACAGAGUCAAGCGAUGUCACUAAUAUGUUGGAAGCACUCGCAUCUGGCCAAUUAACUGCGGAAGAGGUGACAGUCUCCUUUUGUAAACGGGCUGCAGUGGCUCAUCAGCUUACGAACUGCCUCACCGAGAUCUUCUUUGAUCGAGCGUUAGAACGAGCUCGGUACCUAGACAGGCAAAAGGGAAAAGGGCAACUGGUUGGCCCCCUCCACGGUCUUCCUAUAAGCCUCAAGGAUUCGUUCCAGAUUGCUGGUGUAGCGUCGACACUGGGCCUUACGGCCUAUCUGGACCAUAGAGCCGAGUCUAAUUCGGCACUUGUUGAUAUCCUACUUGCCCUCGGAGCAGUGCUGUAUUGCAAAACCAAUGUACCUCAGACGAUGAUGACUCCAGAUUCACACAACUUUGUCUUUGGCAGAACGCUUAAUCCUUGGAAUACUAGUCUCAGUGCUGGAGGGUCCAGCGGAGGCGAGGGUGCUCUAAUUGCCAUGCGCGGCGCUCCCAUCGGUGUUGGAACUGAUAUCGCGGGGUCCAUUAGAGUUCCUGCACUCUGCUGUGGAACGUACGGGUUUCGUCCGACGGCUUCUCGAAUUCCAUACGGUGGACAGCACGGAUGCGCAGACGAAGGGCUGGCGCAAAUUCUACCCUGCGCUGGGCCUCUCGCAAAUGAUAUGAAGGCUCUCAGUCUUUUCGUUAAAGCCGUGCUACAGGCAAACCCCGCAUCAUAUGAUGCUUCCGCGCUGGAUGUCAACUGGAGAGAUGUUCAAGGACAAUUCGGGCGCAAGUUGCGAUUCGGACUGCUUCCUGAAGAUCCAACGUAUCCUUUGCACCCUCCAGUGCGGAGAACAGUUGCGGAGGCUUCGCGUCUGCUCCAGGCAAGCGGGCACGAAGUGGUCGAGCUACAGUCCCAAGAGUGUCGCAUCUCUGAAGCGCUACAGGUAGCCUUUGCCCUGUUUGCGUUGGACGAAACCGCCGAUGGAAUUGUGAAAGCUGCAGGCGAGCCACCGAUUCCCUCCCGCAUCAGAAUUGGCCAAGAGAUGGGUAAAGCUCCACAGGAGUUCGUCUCAGAUUUGCGCAACCUUUCAGAGCUCAAGCAGCUAUCCGGAUUGAACCUUAAAAGACAAGAAUUGAUUAGUGACUGGUGCAGACUAUGGCAAAAGUAUGAAAUUGAUGCAGUCAUUGGGCCGGGGGGUCGCACCACGGCGAUUGAGCAUGACGAGUUCACGCUGCCACCCUACACAGUGCUCAUGAAUGUUCUGGACCAUCCCAAGGUUGGCGCCGUUGCCUUCAUUCGCCGUCCUCCAGAAACGUAUUCCAGAUCGUCCUGUGCUCCAAUGUUGGGUGAACCAGACCUCCCUCGAUCCUGCGAUCGCUGCCACUUCCUCAAGGAGCGCUGCGAGCGACCCGUACCGUCAGAGACAUGCCCGUGCCGUCGUUGCAGCCGCCUCCAUCUCGACUGUCGAAGCAAUCGGCCUCACAAACGAGCUGGUCGCCCACCACGGCCGCAUAGUUUAAAGAAGCCGUCUCAGUCUUGGCUUCAGAGCAGGACCUUGGCCAAGACAGAACAAAGGACAAGCAAUACAACAACUUCAACGGUCGAUUCCGCAACCCGCAGCGGUCUCCGUAGCCUGUGCUCCGCCGGUUCGAGCAUUUCCCAGGAGGAACUGUGGCACGUCAACAACCUUCUCACCAGCGAUUGCUAUCUGGAGGAAUUUGUUAUAGGCCCCAGCUUCUGUCACAGGCACCGAGACACGCUUGUGUCCCAGUAUGACACGUCUCGAUCUACAGUAGAAGAUGCCUACAUAGCCCUGGCCAUGAUCUGGGGCUUACGCGACCCUUCCACAUCGCCCGACUAUCCCUCGCUGAAUACGUGCUACAAGAGAGCCUCUUCUGCCAUUUUGACUCUGCGCUCUCUGGAUGUCAGGAUAGAGCACCAUGUCCAGCCAUGCUUAGUCCUUGGCGUCUCGCUGGUAACAUUUGCUCUGAAGCUUGGUGGUACGCAUGUGCUCCCUCUAUGCAGCCAUAUUCUAAGCCUGGUCAAACCCUACUAUGAGGCCGGGAAGCGACUAGUCGAUCCCGAUCUGCUGAUAGUCAUCUCUUUGAAUGAGAUGGCAGAGUGCUUGUUCUGCGCAAGGACGCCAACCCUGCUCGUCGAGCUGCCCCCAGACCAAGCAGAAUCGUACGUCAACCGGUACAUCGGAUUGAGCGCAAACAUUUUGCCCUACCUGUUCCAUAUCUGCAAAAUCUCUGCGGAGAUGGCGCAUGGAGACCCAGUGGAUAAAGACAAGACCUUGAGCCACCUUGAGGAAGAGAUCAGGAGGUGGCAGCCUUCAAUACAAGACAGUCGGAUGAGCGAGUUUACGCCCACAGAGGUUUCGCACAUGGUCUGCCAGGCCAGUACCAUGCAGACUGCCGCGUUGCUCAUAAUUCACCGGUUGCGUUAUCCGUACGGCACCGAGGAUUUGGCAGCGUCUGCAAUGGCAUCCAGCAUUCUGUCACAGAAUCAGAUGACGCAGAAGAUUACAGGACGUGCUCCCCGGGGUGCCAAAUCUCCAUAUCCAAUGGGAUCAUACUUCUAUGUCUGUGGCGGCGACAAAUUUGAAGGAUGUUGCUCUACAGAUCCAUGCUUGCUGCCCGACUGUCCUCGCGGUCCACUAAAACGAGAUGACAACGAAAAUCUUCCAGUUGAAUCAUCAACUUCAUCGAACAAGGGCUCUUCAAAUAGCGGCUCUCCAAAAACCGAGACCCCUGAGCCCGACGAGCCUAAGGAAACAACCAAAGCCUCCCCAUCACCGAGCGAAACAAAAACCGACUCCGGAAUCACGCACACAAUCCCAAAUUCGUCUAUAGUUACCAUCACAAAGCACACAGUCGUCUUUUCUGAAGCACCACCGUCAUCCACGACGUCGAUCCCGGAAACAAGCAAUGGCACGGCACCGGGAACCACCUGCUCUGACUGCAACGAGCCCGGCCAGACGUCGAACUCCGAUGAAGACGCCAGUAAUGAAGUGGGGGUGACUCCAGGCGCUAUUGCCGGAAUAGCGGCUGGCGGUGCGAUUAUUCUGGCUCUUGUGGUGAUAAUCUGGGUGGUGGCAAGACGGAGGAAACGGGAGCGACAAAGCUCGGGUGUAAGUGAUGAGGAUACGACUGGAGGCUCGCGAGUCGACGGGUACGAAAAGGUGACACCACACACAACCGGCACGGGGGGAGUUGGCGAUCCAUUUGCUCCUUUUGGAGGGCGAACCGAUCAACCUCACGGCCCGGAUCCUCCACACAGCGAGGCUUUUGAAAUGGACGGCACGGGCAUUGCCCCCGUCGAAUUGCCCGCCACAAGCAUCUGGGAGGCUCCAGGUCCUACGGCAUCGCCGUUGGAUGUUGUGAGCCCCGUCACUCCGGCCAAUACUGACCCUAGAGCCACACUCGCCUCGGGCUCCUCCCAGGGCUGCGUGCAAUAUGUGAAUCAGUGGAAUCAGUACAGGUCAAUGGCCGAAGCUGACGAGCGCGGAGUGUAA
This is a messenger RNA of Metarhizium robertsii ARSEF 23, 3723 nucleotides long. Its product is annotated as Amidase. Lineage: Eukaryota; Fungi; Ascomycota; Sordariomycetes; Hypocreales; Clavicipitaceae. The record is from RefSeq and is a predicted model, not a curated record. The coding region runs from base 1 to 3723 and encodes 1240 amino acids. The transcript has 7 exons. Gene Ontology annotation, molecular function: zinc ion binding; DNA-binding transcription factor activity, RNA polymerase II-specific. Gene Ontology annotation, biological process: regulation of DNA-templated transcription.